AUGCCAGGAGAUGCUGUUCGAAUAGUCGAAGUCGGGCCUCGGGAUGGGUUGCAGAACAUCAAAGAUGUAGUACCGACGGCGACAAAGAUUGAUCUUAUCAACAGACUUGCUCAGACCGGGCUACAGACGAUCGAGGCCACAUCAUUCGUGUCACCAAAAUGGGUUCCUCAAUUGUCGGAUGCAAAGACUGUGAUGGAGAACAUGAAGUUGUCGGUUGAAAAGGGCGACAUCUCAUUUCCGGUGCUAAUUCCGAACAUAAAAGGAUUGGAAGCAGCAUUAGCGCUCGAUGUCAAAGAGAUCGGUAUCUUCCUUUCGGCUACUGAAGGGUUCAGCCGCAACAACAUCAAUUGCAGCGUAGAGGAAUCGCUUAUCCGAGCCCAAGCUGUCGUCAAGCGAGCACGAGACCAAAAUGUUCGAGUGAGNGGGAUGGCAAAGAAGAUGCUGGAAAUGGGUUGCUUCGAGAUCAGCUUGGGAGACACGACUGGAACAGCAACCCCGGAAGACAUUCAUAGACUCCUCGAGACUCUGCUAGAAGAGAUACCAGCAAGCAGACUCGCCGGACACUUCCAUGACUCAUUCGGUCAAGCGAUCGCCAACGUGAAAGAAGCCUAUCGGAUGGGUAUCAGAGCGUUUGACAGCAGUGUGGGCGGUUUGGGAGGAUGCCCAUACAGUCCUGGAGCGAAAGGAAAUGUCGCAACAGAGGACGUUGUAUGUCUCUUCGAGAGCAUGGGUAUCGAUACAGGCGUGGAUCUGGCCAAACUCGCUAACAUUGGAGACUGGAUAAGUCAGCAGCUUCGUGUUCCUAACGGCAGUCAGAUUGGCUCGGCUCUGGUAGCCAGCAACAAACGAGCCCUGGAGGUGAAGAAUGUCCAUCAACAACCAUCUACCAUCCCAUCAGAAUGGCCGCACCUAUCGCAUCUGAUAUGCUGA
Molecule: messenger RNA, 930 nt
Organism: Aureobasidium uvarum
Lineage: Eukaryota; Fungi; Ascomycota; Dothideomycetes; Dothideales; Saccotheciaceae
Source: the annotation of a GenBank genome assembly